ACUUUGGUGGGAGUCUACCUACGGAGCCUAGCCUCGUCGAGACGCGCGAAACCGGGGACUUCAGUUGUCACCGCGACACCAACGGAGCAACAUUACGUUGUUUAACCAUCCGCGAUAAAUUCCGAAUCGCUGUCACGCGAACCCGCGGUCCCGUCGUGUUAAAAGUACAAUUUUAAUCGACGUCGAUUCAACAAGUGUUCGAUUCAAUCUCGUCCCUCGCUGACUAACGAAUCAAGUGUAAUUUGUUUCUAAUUGUUACUGGGAAUUUAUCCUACGCCGAGGAAGAAGUUCCCGGAAAUUAUGCAAUCCCGUCGCAUUUUUAUCUGAAAUCCAGUUAAACGGCGGGCGACGAGUCUCAGAUCGGCCGAUGCGCGGUAUCAGGAAGAAGAUCGACGGAGCGCGUUUACGACCAGCCGUAUAUCGCCGAUUACGCAGUCCCAGACGUUUACGGGGUGACCGAUAGCUGGGACACGUGACCGGUCGCGUGGAUGGAACAUCAGAGAAAUCGAGGAACGAUUCUCCAGCGGGCAGGCCUAGAGGGGAGGCGCGCGUGACUUACGACGUGUCGUCGUGGAUCAAGAGAAAUUCCCCCAACGGUCCAUCGAAUAUUCGCAGAACGCAGGCCCGCGGCAGUCGCGUUCACCGGAAGUCGAACGAUCCGCGGUCUGAAGAUCAAACAGGCGUAGUUUCUCCGCGAGGUGAAACCUUGACGAUGAUAUGAGCCGACACGAAACCUCCUGACACCGGAAGUGGGAAAAAAGGAAGAAGGAUGGCCAGCGAGGUGCGCGCGCAGCCCUUAGGCCCGGUGUAUUGUGGUAGCACGAUGCAACCCGACGUACCCGACGAAGAGAUUCAGUACGCGCCAAGGAGCCGUCCUGUCAGCUUUUACGAUAAUUUCAAGGACGUGCCGAUGGUAGCACCUUGCGUGACUUCCGCCCUGAGCGCCGACAAUUUAAGUCAGGUUCGCGACAACGGUAUCGGCUCGUCGAUGGCCACGGCCAACAACAUUAACAAUAACAACAACAACAGAGUGAGCAGCGCCGUGAGCGCGGGGAACGUGUCGAAAAUCCACAGCACCAAAGUCACCGGUGCAGUGUCGACGGGGAAUAUCGGGAAAAUCUAUCGAUCCGAGAAGGAGAAGGAGCUGGGUCGUGCACCGUCGAUGGCCAAUUGUUUGUCAACCACGGUUCCCGUUAAUCUGGCAGCGGCGCAAAUUGCGGGUCGGCACACGCCCACGAGGAAUUCCCUCAGGCACAGCAGGAUGAUAGUGUUGCAUCGCAGCGGCCAUCGGCCGCAGAAAUUCUUGCCGCCGUUGGUUUACCACCGGCGAUUAGGUCGAUGUUUAGCAGCGUUGCAAGCGAUCCUCGGCGUCGCGGUUACUUCGUUAUCGUUAUGGUUAUUGAUGUGGGCACCGCAUCUCCCAGUGGAUGAUAACCCGUACUGGAGCGGAAUGCCGUUACUACUCUCCGGCUGCUUUGGAAUAUGUUUAUUAUACUGCUUUAAGAAGGAGUAUCACGGCAUGAGUCCUGGAUUCUGUCUCGCCGCUACUAAGGUGAUCAGCGUAUUAUUGGCGAUCCUGGCGACGAUCACCUGCUCAAUCGCUUGCGCGUUCGCGGUGAUGCACCUGGUCCGUUUGAUGGGAAUGGAUUGCAACCCAGCGCGGGUACUGAACGUAACGUGCGUGUGCAAACCCCGCGUGGAAGCGACGAAUUCCACGGAAACAGCGGUGAGGUAUUUGGACCUGAGCUGCCCCGAGGUCGAGAACAUCCUUACCAUAUUUCUGAUCUUCUCUUCCACCUGCAAUGCGCUGGGAGUCCUGGUGUCUGGCUGGUACGCUUACCUGCACUGGAGCACCAGGCGUAAAAGGCCGAAGUACAUGCAAGUGAGAACCAGCCCGAGCACCGGGACCAACUUCCUCAGCGGCAGACCGAUUUAUAAUCCGAAUCUGAACGAACGAUGACAGUCUGCGGAGCACGAGGACACCUACCUCCGUUAUUCCUCGUUGACGAUGGACGACGGACCGUUCGGAACGCUUCCAUAGACGCCACGGGACAGUUUUGUUGCACGAGAAAUUCGUUAUAGAAUUUUUUUUUACACACGCUUUCGAACGAGUUUCGCGUUCAUCGGGGACAGGAAGCAAAGGCUGACAUAAUAAUCGCGCGAACUAGUCUCGGUUGUGAGUAGUUCUUAGAAGUCUGUGUUCUAGAUACAGAACGAUCGUUUUCUCACGAUCGGAUGAGGAGACCAGAUGGCUAAUGGGACGUAUCGUUUAACAAUCUUAACGUAUCUUUAAUAUUUAUUACCGUAGUCUCUAAGGUUUUCGAAGAGGACGUAACUGCAUUUAGCGUAGUGUAAUAUUUGUAGGCUUUAUUACUCGAUAACUUGACAGAAAUCAACGAAUGAAUUACCUUAAGGCCGGAGAAUUAAAUAAUUAAAUGUUAAUGCGGAACAUAUCAUCAAUACGAUCGAGAGAUCAUUAGGUUAAUCAAGAGAAAAUUGAUACGAUUUUUAAUAUCAAUGCUAUUUAUGAAAAUUAUAUGGGAAUUCAAUUAUGAAUGCGCUCGGAUCACGGGUUGAUCCGCGCGUAAUUAAUUAACAAACAAUGUGAAAUCCUCGCAUUCGUAUGAAAGUAUUUUCUCAUUCGACUUUUUUGCAUAUUCACCUUCAGGAUAUACCCCUGAAUAAAAAUCAAAUAGAAAUCUCAUGCAUAUUUGUUUUAUCAAAUUUUUUUGAAGCCAAGUUCCAAAAUUUUGAU
Messenger RNA from Ceratina calcarata, 2755 nucleotides. RefSeq lists its product as uncharacterized. The record is from RefSeq and is a predicted model, not a curated record. The coding region runs from base 770 to 1960 and encodes 396 amino acids. The transcript is spliced from 8 exons. Gene Ontology annotation, cellular component: sarcolemma; dystrophin-associated glycoprotein complex. Lineage: Eukaryota; Metazoa; Arthropoda; Insecta; Hymenoptera; Apidae.